Molecule: messenger RNA, 5509 nt
Organism: Petromyzon marinus (sea lamprey)
Lineage: Eukaryota; Metazoa; Chordata; Hyperoartia; Petromyzontiformes; Petromyzontidae
Gene: NEUROD1
Product: neuronal differentiation 1
Biological process (GO): sensory organ development; positive regulation of transcription by RNA polymerase II; axon development
Cellular component (GO): nucleus
Molecular function (GO): protein dimerization activity; DNA-binding transcription factor activity, RNA polymerase II-specific; E-box binding
Source: RefSeq, a predicted model, not a curated record
CGUUGUGUACUGGUUGUUCGUUUUAUAUCAUUACCGUGCAGCAGCAUUCACCCCCUCUACGCAGCUAUUAAUAUCUCAUGGAAAAGUCGGAACCCGAGACGCAAAAUUAAUUUUUCCUAGAGGAGGAGAAUAGCAGCUCUACGGCGCUUCUCUAACUAGCGACAGAUGGCUUCUGCUCGGGCCACAAAGGGAUAUAAGCGCGGAUCGGGACUCGGCGCGGCUGCAAUACAAAUCGUGGCACACCACGUGGCCAGGGCUCUCGGUGACGUGGAGGAGCCAUAUGGCUCACCAUCCUCUCCUAUAAUCUGGCGGCUGGUGGCGGGAUUCGCGGACAGAGCGCUGAGCGGGGGCAUGGGAAGGCUCUCCGGGAAAGCGCUGAAGCUUCUCCUGACGAGGCGCGCACGGAGCCGAAGAGAGAGAGAGAGCGAGAGCGCGCGCAGAGCCCCAGAGCCCUGCACUGCCUAUGACGCCCGGCUACUGACACAGGUAUGAAGACAGCCGAGCCGUGCGCCGACACCACACGAAUGAUGGAGAACCUCUCGAACUGGGCCGAGGAGUGCCUCACGGAAGACGAGGACAUGAAGGGGAGCGGCCGCGAGGACUGCGAAUCUCAACACGACCUCCUCUCGCUCUCCGCCUCCUACGACAACGACGACCUGGCCGACGACGACGAUAAGCAGGACGACGACGACGCCGACGACUUGGAGGAGGACGAAAACGACGACCAACAGAAACCCAAGCGCCGGGGCCCCAAAAAGAAGAAGAUGACCAAGGCGCGGCAGGAGCGCUUCAAGAUGCGCCGCGUCAAAGCGAACGCGCGCGAGCGGAACCGCAUGCACGGGCUCAACGCGGCGCUCGACAACCUGCGCAAGGUGGUGCCCUGCUACUCCAAGACGCAGAAGCUGUCCAAGAUCGAGACGCUGCGCCUCGCCAAGAACUACAUCUGGGCGCUCUCGGAGAUCCUUCGCGCCGGCACCAGCCCCGAUCUGCUGAGCUUCGUGCAGACCCUGUGCAGGGGCCUCUCGCAGCCCACGGCCAAUUUGAUCGCGGGCUGCCUGCAGCUGAACCCGCGGACAUUCCUGCCAGAGCAGAGCCCGGACUUCAUGCACAUGCAGGCGCCCGGCGGCGGCGGCGGCGGUGGAGGUGGCGCGGGUGGCGGAGGAGGAGGUCCAUCUUCUUACGCGAUGAGCGGUCACCACCACCACCAACACCACCACCAACACCACCACAACAACAACAACCACCAUCACCACAAUCACCAUCCGUACGCGGCGGCGUUUCACCACUCGCCCGGCUUGCCGAGCCCGCCCUACCACAGCACCAUGGACAGCGCCCACCACGCGUUCCAGAUCCGGCCCGAGAGCUACGGAGCGGCCCUGGACGGCUUCUUCGAGACGGGUGCCGCGCCGCCGCCGCCGCCGCAGCAGCAACCGCAGCAGCAGCCACCGCAGCCUCCAUCCGCACAGGCUGCGGCUGCUGCUGCUGCUGCUGCGGCUGCUGCUGGCGGCCAGGAGUGCGCGAGCCCCGAAAACUACGACCCGCCCCUGAGCCCUCCGCUCAGCAUCAACGGGAACUUCUCGUUUCGACAGGAGACGUCGGCCGACUUCGAGAAGCCCUAUCGGUUUCACUACGCGGGGGCUGCCGGCGGUGCCGCGCACGGAGCCGGCUACCCCCCACCAAGCUUGCGCUGUGACCCCCCCGUUGAGGCGGCCCCCUACGAAAUCCACCCGCAGCACGAAAGACUGCUCAUGAGCUCGCAUCUCAACACCAUAUUUCAUAACUGAUUGUUCAAUGAUGAACAACAACUUCGCACCCCCCCCCUCCCCCACCCUCUCCCAAUUGCGUUGUUCACACGCGGCGCAAAAGUUCAACGAUGUUGGCACCCUGUGUCAUAAACUUAACAAUGAUCGCGCUUAUUUGUAUUUUGCUAUUUUGUGUUUCAUUACAACGCGUGUUUAUUUUUACGUUGCUUCUGCUGGUAUCACUGGGAAACGAAUAUUUUCUUCUGCUGUACGUGAAAUCGCAUUUGUGAAAAUGUUUCGAGAGUAUUUAACUGGUGGGGCCACGCCGAGGUGACCGCGUGAUUUUUUUAGAAUUGGCCCGUCGCAUUCGUAGCCCUCAAUGUAAGAGAAUCGUAUAUCGUGACUCACAAUGUAACGGCAACAAUAUUUUGACUGUAGUGCGAUUGUGCUUGUGUAUAUAAUAAGAGGUGUGCGUAUGUAAAACCACCUGCCCGACGCUAUUGUGCCCUAAUAGACGCUUUGGAUAUUUAAACAAAAAGAUAAAUGUACUGAACGCGUAUUUUUUUGGGUCCCUGACUGUCAUUGCGAGCAAUAAUUAGGAAGCUAUGCAAUUUUUGAAUUGUGAACCAUCCGCGAAUUUUACGAUUAUUUAAUUGUCUUCUCACACAAUGACUAAUUUUUUGACUUCCACUUGCUUUUUGUAUGCAAUUUCUAACGAGACUUUUAUAUCGACGAGUCCAUAUUUUUGCGUGUGAGUUUGUAAUCGCUGCCACGUUGAUGAUAAAGAGUAGUCAGUUUGUAAGCUCGAAUAAUAACAAUGAUAAAAAACACGUUAAAAAUAAAGUUUAUCUCUACCAAGAAACAGCCUACUGUAAAGACGAAUGCCUUAGACGUUUUAUACAACAUGCGGCAUGAAGAAAGUUGAUGGAUAUGUAUUAAGAAAGUGAUUAAAUAUAUUUAACAAACAAAUACAUAAUAAUGUAGUUUUGCUGCCAAUUUAUUUUUUGUUGGGCCAAUCAUCAAGUCUUUCCUCUUACCAUAGGUGAUACCUUAUUCAUGUGCACCACAUUCAAGUCGUUGCUGUGUCCCAUUUCAUUACCACACAGCAGGUCUCUGUGCGAGAAUAGGAAACUUGUGCUUAGGAACACUAGCGGUUGUUUUGUACAUAUAUAUUUUUGCUCUGUGUAUAUCCCAGUGACAUGAAAUUAGCUCUUCAUCCUAUUUGAUGGGAUUUAUUCAUUAUUUGAUCUUUUUUAAAUGGAACCGAUGUCUAUUUUGAUAGACUGCAAAAGUGUACAUGUAAAUUUAUUUGCAAAUAAAUUAUCGUAAAUAAAUGUUAAUAAAAAUUGUUGUUGGUGGCUUGUUGCCUAUUGUGACUCAAAAUGCUUAAAUGUGGGAAAUCUUUCGCUGCGUUUACACUUCAUUAAGCACUAGUUGUGUUGCUUUCUUGCAAAAUACUAAUACUAACAACAUCAGAAACUGUUUGUGGUUCCUAUUUGUAUAAAGUAUUUUAUGAUUAUGAUGUGCACAUCCACAAUACGAUACCCGAAAAUAUGGGUUGGAUACCGGAUGACUAUACAUAGCUUAAUCAUUAUACAAUGUUUCGUGUGAAAAAUAAGAAUUGUAAACGUUAUGUAAUAGGAAUUCCAUUCUGAGCAAUUGAACACUGGAGGUAAAGUCAAUGGAAGUACAUCAGGCACUAUGACUAUGCUCCGAGAAUGUUGCACAUCCAUCGUAUAAUUCAUUAUGAGGUUAAAAAUUAACUCAACCACACAAUGUAAAUCACAUUGACUUCAUGUAAUUUCUAUGGAUGCAUACAAAAGCGUAAAUUGUAAAGGUUUGUUGAAAAAUAGGGAUUUUUUCAUCAAUUGUCAAAUAAUGUUUUACCACUGUUAAGAUAAUAAUUAGGUAGCAACCACUUGCGUGGAAAGUCGCUUUCUAAUACCUUACCAUACUUAUCAUGGCAACAUAUUACAUUUCUAUUACUACAGCUAUUAAGUACAUGACCACAUGAAUGCACUGCAUCUAAUAUAUGUAUGCAAUCGUGACUGAACGACUGAUAUACAUUUUUAUGAUAGUCUAGAAAGGCUAUAUAUAUGGCAUUUGGCACACAUAAACAUAGCCAAGUGUAUGCUUAUUUACUUAUAAGAAAAACAAACCAACUAUAUGCCAUAUAUAUAAAAAAAACUUUGAACUUUGAGUCCUCAAAAAUGAUAGCCCAGAGAUUGAUUGGUUUUAUUCAUUGCACAGAGUCAGACUAAAGUUCUACAUUUAAAAGUGAUUUGCCUCCCAUGUAGUGUGAUGCUGAAGCCAAUAGCAAGAAAAAACGCUACUGGUUACUCAUAAAUAAAUAAAAUCUACUUAAAAAUAGGUCACUUUAGCCGCAGCCCAUCUGCUGCUACCUCUGUUGAAUGAAAUGACAAAGGCAUACAAUCCCUACUCGUUGCUAUUAUUCUAUAAAAGGGGUUAAGCCUCUACUUUAAGUAAUAAUGUCGGUGCAGUCGACCUGCAAAUCUGAUUGUGCCGUAAUCUUUCGCAGGUCUCCCAGGUAAAAAGUGCUGGCACAUUGCAGCUUGUCAUAGCCUUGGCAUCAGACGUUAUCCCUUCUGUUGCCAGGAAACCAGUGCUGGCAAAUCUCUUGGAGCACUGGGGUUGGGAAAGAGACUGAAGGGUGACACCCGCACGUGAAAAACCACUGAGCCUGUAAAUGCUGAUUCCAAAUUCAUAGAGAGCUUCACAAGACUUGUCGUCAGUGAUUUUUAGUGAUAAGUCCUACAGGUGGAUGCGUAAGUGCAUGCACAAGUAUAAUAUUUAUAGUGGCAUUGCAAUUCCUAGGGUGUUGCAUGACGACAAUAUCUAUUUAGAAUGAGUGAUGUGUGAUGUGCAGUGGUUAGCAAGGCCUAUACAAAAAAUGGAACGUUAUUAUUUAACAAAUUUUAAAAAUUAAAUAAACCAAUCACACUGUUCAACUUCAGUGGCCAACCUAAAAGGUCAGAAUUAUGAUCUUGAAUUACAUUUUGUUUUUACAAUCUUUUUAAUAUCUUCUUUACAGUGCUGUAAACAGCAACAACAUGAAACAGCCCUCAAUAUCGACUAUCUCAUGUCAGAAUUGGCCCUGACCCUCCCCUCCACCACAAAAAAAAACUCCUGCCACGAAAACUAUUUAAAACCAACAAACAAACAAAAAUCCUAACACUGAUGCAGAACGCUGUCGCAGCAGGGCUCAAAUUAAAUGGCUUGCCAGAUUGCCGCUGGAACAAACAAACACAAAAAACGUGAAUACGUGCAAAAAAAAGCGUAGGGAAGGCCACUGCUUGUUCAUCACAGCGAGCGAUCUGGCGGGUGGGCCACGACGUGAGCGCACAACGCCCGUGAGUCCGUUGGGUGCCUCCACGCGGUGGAGUGGAGGGCGGAAAAAGAGGCCCCGAGGCAGCGGCCGCAGCCGUGCGGACACGGCGCGGCACCCCGCCUGCCGCCAGCUGCCAAGCUCGGAGGCCCGCGCUGCACGUGGGGAGGGAGCCAGAUCCUCUCGCUGCCUGCCUGCCUGCCUCUCUCUCUCUCUGUGUGUCCACGGCAAUUUGCCCACGCCGUAUUAGGACGAACAAAAUGUUAAUAAAUUGAGACGGGACUGGGAGUUUAGAUUAACAUGCCCGUUGAUGUGGCGAUGCGGUGCCAGGACUUUCCUUGAUCGGUUUAUAUUGUAGUCGGUUUGUUUUCCUCUUUUUUUGUGUGUGUCACUGACCGAAAUAAACAUCCCGCUUAAAGAA